This is a messenger RNA of Orussus abietinus, 9764 nucleotides long. It is a transcript of the gene Ca-alpha1T, whose product is annotated as voltage-dependent T-type calcium channel subunit alpha-1H. Gene Ontology annotation, molecular function: voltage-gated sodium channel activity; low voltage-gated calcium channel activity. Gene Ontology annotation, cellular component: plasma membrane; neuron projection; voltage-gated calcium channel complex. Gene Ontology annotation, biological process: membrane depolarization during action potential; calcium ion transmembrane transport; calcium ion import. The record is from RefSeq and is a predicted model, not a curated record. Lineage: Eukaryota; Metazoa; Arthropoda; Insecta; Hymenoptera; Orussidae. The transcript has 33 exons. The coding region runs from base 1 to 7116 and encodes 2371 amino acids.
AUGUCGCUGCACUACCCCCAGGGUGGCCAGGGUGGGUACCGGUACCGCUCGGCCACCGGCAGCGCCGUCAACGGCCUCGGGGAGCAGGGCUCCGACAGCGACGUCGCCGAGCUCAGCGACCUCGAGGACGACGAGGACGAGGACGACGCCGCCGGCGAGCCCGACGACGACGACGACGACGACGACGAGGAGGACGACGGGGACGGCUUGCCCUAUCCGGGAUUCGUCCCCGUCGCCCUGAGGUACCUCGACCAGACCACUCGGCCGCGCAACUGGUGUCUCGCUCUUAUCACCAAUCCGUGGUUCGAGAGGAUAAGCAUGAUGGUGAUCCUCCUGAACUGCAUAACCCUCGGGAUGUACCAGCCAUGUGUCGACGACCAGUGCGUGACGAAUCGGUGCAAAAUACUCCAGAUGUUCGACGACAUCAUCUUCGCCUUCUUCUCGCUAGAGAUGACCAUUAAGAUGGUCGCCAUGGGCAUCUACGGGAAGGGGACCUACCUGGCCGACUCGUGGAACAGGCUGGACUUCUUCAUCGUCGUCGCCGGGGCUCUAGAGUACUGCCUGAACGUGGAGAACAUGAAUCUGUCGGCUAUCAGGACCAUCAGGGUGCUGAGACCUCUCAGGGCUAUCAAUAGGAUCCCAAGCAUGAGGAUCCUGGUGAUGCUGCUGCUGGACACUUUGCCGAUGCUGGGGAACGUCCUGCUCCUCUGCUUCUUCGUCUUCUUCAUCUUCGGCAUCGUCGGGGUCCAGCUGUGGGAAGGGAUCCUCCGACAGCGGUGCUUCCUGAAGGCCCUCCCGAACGUCAAGUACCCCGACGACCUGGAGAAGUACUUCGACUAUCAGGGCCAGGACUAUAUCUGCUCGAGGCCUGACGAUAGUGGCAUGCACUCCUGCAGCGAUCUCCCUCCUCUGAAGUUAGGGAACCUCGUCUGCAACAGCACCGCCCUGCCGAAUAAUAACGCCACCUUCAUCAACAAUGCCACCUGCGUUAACUGGAACUACUAUUACACGGAGUGCAAGGGCCAGGGGAACAAUCCUUUCCAGGGGACCAUAUCCUUUGAUAACAUAGGUCUGGCCUGGGUCGCCAUAUUCCUGGUGAUCAGCUUGGAGGGCUGGACGGACAUUAUGUACUACGUCCAGGAUGCUCACUCCUUUUGGGACUGGAUCUACUUCGUCCUGCUUAUUGUGAUCGGGUCCUUCUUCAUGAUCAAUCUCUGCCUGGUCGUGAUCGCUACUCAAUUCUCGGAGACGAAGAAGAGGGAGAUGGACCGGAUGCGCCAGGAGAGGGCGCGCUUCCAUUCUACCAGCACCCUGGCCUCUUCAACGAACACCUCGGAGCCGACGACCUGUUACGCCGAGAUAGUCAAGUACAUCGCCCACCUGUGGAGGCGUGGGAAGCGCAGGCUGAUGAAGAAGUACCGGCUCUAUCUGUACAGCAGGCAGCAGAAGAGGGAGCAGAAGCUCCUGAAGGAGCAGUCCCAGACCCAGCAGACAGCUGGGGGUCUUAGGACGAACGGGACUCAUGAGAGGCGAGUCCACCGUGAAAGGUGUCCUCGACUUCUAGCUGCCCUGGAGUGCGGGGAACAAGUCGAUCCCGGGGACUCGGGACCCAUCGGAGGGUCCUUGAACGCCAUCGUCACCGGUACCGGAAGUCUUGCACCCAGGGCCAGCCCGGAAGUGUCCGAGACCGAGGUCUCAUCCAAUCAGUGCCGUCCGAGCCUUCAGCGUAUUCCUUCCGUCUCGAACGGCAGCGACAGCAACAUCGUCAACGCGGCCGAGACGAACAGUGCCUUGCUGAGUCCACCUUGCGCCCACAACCGGAGGAGGAGCAGCGUCAUGUUCAGCGACGUGGUGCUUCUUCAUGGUAGCAGCGUGAACACCCUGCCGGGCACGACGGUGCCCGGGGAGAGGAACGUCUGCUCCAGCGAGAAGAUGACCCAAACCGGGGAUGGAAACGUCUGGUCCACGGCGCAGCCGAAUGUGCAGCUGCACACCGACCUGGGUACCACCGAGGCCAUGACAUGUCAAGAGCUUUUGGCACUGAGUGGCGCACUUAGUGCUGCCUUGCCAACUGGUCAGCUGGCCCUCGACUCGUUCCUGAACUCCUUGACAAAAGGUAUCACCGAUCGACACGUCACCAUGGAAGACCAGGGUCAGUGGAUGAACGACCCUGAGACCUGUUCCUGCUGCGACGCCCAGAACGAGCAAUGGCCCGAAGACGACAAAUGGCAGCGAUCGGAGGCCAGGAAGCUGUUGAACGCUUCCGGAAGUUGUUGCGUAUGCGCCAUCAGGUGCGUGCGCAGGUGGAUAAAGAAACUAGUCGAGCACAAGUACUUCCAGCAGGGGAUCCUGCUGGCCAUCCUGAUAAACACGCUCAGCAUGGGCAUCGAGUACCACAACCAGCCUGACGAGCUAACCGUGAUCGUGGAGAUCAGCAACAUCGUCUUCUCCGCGGUCUUCGCUAUAGAGAUGUUGCUGAAGAUCAUCGCCGAGGGGCCCUUCGGGUACAUCAGCAACGGCUUCAACGUCUUCGACGGCGUUGUCGUGGUACUGAGCGUGGUGGAACUGUGCCAGGCCUUCCUCGAAGAGCGAGGAGGCAGCUCCGGUCUGAGUGUCCUCAGGACCUUCAGGCUUCUCAGGAUCCUGAAAUUGGUGCGGUUCAUGCCGAACCUCCGACGGCAGCUCUUCGUCAUGCUCCGGACGAUGGAUAACGUUGCCGUAUUCUUUUCCCUUUUAAUCCUUUUCAUCUUUAUCUUCAGUAUUCUCGGGAUGAACCUGUUCGGUUGCAAAUUCUGUGAAACGAUGAAAGGCAGCUCUGACGUCGAGUGCGAUAGAAAAAACUUUGACUCGUUGCUCUGGGCAAUAGUGACGGUGUUUCAGAUCCUCACCCAGGAGGACUGGAACGUGGUGCUCUUCAACGGGAUGCAGAAGACCUCUCACUGGGCCGCCCUCUACUUCGUCGCCCUGAUGACUUUCGGCAACUACGUCCUCUUCAACCUGUUGGUCGCCAUCCUGGUCGAAGGGUUCUCCUCCGAGAGGAAUGAAAGGAGGGAACGGGAGCAAAGAGAGCAGGCUAGAUUGGCUUCGAAGGAAGCAGGAUUGGGAAGUGACGAUGGCUCUUCAAGGUUCUCUGGGUCCCACUCGGUCUCUGAUAGCGACACUUAUACUCAGGACCGGAAGAACUCCUGGCACAGCGUGGAUGACACCAGGAAGUACAAGGACAACACCUGCAGGGACAAGCAGAACAGCUGGAGGCGCACCUUGGAGGAGCCUAAGUGCAACAUCCAGAAGGAGAGCAAGAUGAUGGGCACCCAGCCUCCGAUCAUCACUCACACCGCGGCUACUCCUCAGGACUCGCCUAACACGACCCUGGACACCGGGUACAGGGAGAUCAACUACAGGGUCACCCAUCCGGCCUUGUCGAUAGAGUCUAUUGACAGAUCAGGGAGCCAGACCAGCAUCCCUUCGGGCUUGUUGAAGCCCUCUGACAACAAAUACACGAGCAACAACCUGGUGGCGAAUCAGCUGACGAGGCGCAUCAGUCUGGUCGCCGUGGUCAACUCUUCGGCAUCUAGGGACCCUAAUUCAAGUCCGCCGAGAAUCCAGAGGGGAUAUUCCUGGCGCCUGUCCAGACCGUCUCUAGGAAGGAAGAGGUCGCAUUACGAAGACGAGCCCGGAAGAGCGAUUAUUUUAAACAAUGGACGAAGUACAGGGUCCGCGAUCUGUAGCGAGUACGCGAGCUACAACGGGGGUUAUCUUCAUGGUUCGAUAAGGAACGACACCCAGAGGAGUACCCCGAACAAUCGAGCGAUGAGCAACAAUUGCAGCCUCAGUCCUAAUAAUUCCAUCAAGAGUCGCAGCUCAUCGGUGGCUCAUUACGCGACCUCCAAUAUGAGGUGGAUCGGAGACCUGUCCCGGCAGAAUUCACUUCACGGGUACGACAGUAUGCAGAUUCAGAAGGUCCCCCUAGACGAUCUUCCACCCACCUCCACUCCUAGGACGAUUAAUAACCUGUCUCUAGAGACUGGGCCCUUGCCAAGAGUGAAAGCCGUCCCCGAAGAGGUUGACUCCCAGCCGGGUCAACAGACUCCUUCGUCAAAUGGAAACGGAAGUGCCAGCAGCGUCGAGAAGAUGAAGAAGAUCUUCAUGUUCUUCGAGCCCAAGGGCUGCCUCAAGGAGAGGGACGAUUACUCCCUGUACCUCUUCCCACCGCACAACAGGUUUCGGACCCUCUGUCGGUGGCUGGUGGACCAGAAGUGGUUCGACAACGUGGUGCUGCUCUUCAUCGGGCUGAACUGCAUCACCCUGGCCAUGGAGAGGCCCAACAUCCCUCCGGACAGCAAGGAGAGGGUCUUCCUGCUGACCGCCAACUACCUCUUCACCUGCGUCUUCGCGGUGGAGAUGUUCGUCAAGGUCGUCGCUUCGGGGAUGCUGUACGGAUCCGACGCGUACUUCACUUCCGGAUGGAACAUAAUGGACGGACUACUGGUCAUCAUCUCGAUAAUCGACCUCUCGAUGUCGCUGAUAUCCGCGAGCAGCCCCAGGAUUUUUGGGAUCUUGCGAGUUUUCCGUCUGUUACGGUCCUUGAGGCCACUUCGGGUGAUCAACCGGGCACCCGGACUGAAGCUCGUCGUCCAAACGUUGCUCUCCUCGUUGCGGCCCAUCGGGAACAUCGUCCUCAUCUGCUGCACCUUCUUCAUCAUCUUCGGGAUCCUCGGGGUGCAACUCUUCAAGGGUGCCUUCUACUAUUGCGAGGGGCCCGACAUUAAGAACGUCCGCAACAAGACCGACUGCUUGGCCGACAAGCGCAACGUCUGGCUCAACCGGAAGUACAACUUCGACGACCUCGGCAAGGCGUUGAUGUCGCUCUUCGUCUUGUCCUCGAGAGACGGAUGGGUCAACAUCAUGUACACGGGGCUGGAUGCUGUGGGUGUGGACCAGCAGCCGAUCGAGAACUACUCCGAGUGGCGCCUCUUGUACUUCAUCGCCUUCAUCUUGCUGGUCGGGUUCUUCGUCCUCAACAUGUUCGUCGGGGUCGUCGUGGAGAACUUCCACAGGUGUAGGGAGGAGCAGGAGAAGGAGGAGCGGGUCAGAAGAGCCGCGAAGAGGGCUCUUCAGAUGGAGAAGAAGAGACGACGGAUGCACGAGCCUCCUUACUACACCAACUACUCGAAGUCCCGGCUCUUCGUCCAUAACGUCGUCACCUCGAAGUACUUCGACCUGGCGAUAGCAGCAGUGAUCGGGCUGAACGUCGUCACGAUGGCGAUGGAAUUCUAUAUGAUGCCGAAGGCCCUGACCUACGCCCUGAAGAUAUUCAACUACUUCUUCACCGCCGUCUUCAUCUUGGAGUCGUUCAUGAAGCUGCUGGCCCUGGGUCUCCAGCUGUACCUGAAGGACAAAUGGAACCAACUGGACGUGGGGAUCGUGAUCCUCUCCAUAGUCGGCAUAGUCCUUGAAGAGGUGGAGUCCAAGAUCAUCCCCAUAAACCCCACGAUAAUCCGAGUGAUGCGCGUCCUGCGGAUCGCCAGAGUGUUGAAGCUGUUGAAAAUGGCGAAGGGGAUCCGGGCUCUAUUGGACACGGUGAUGCAGGCCUUGCCCCAGGUCGGAAACCUGGGUCUGCUGUUCUUCCUGCUCUUCUUCAUCUUCGCUGCACUGGGCGUCGAGCUAUUUGGACGUCUAGAGUGCAGCGACGAGAUGCCCUGCCAGGGCCUCGGGGAGCACGCGCACUUCAGCAAUUUCGGGAUGGCCUUCCUGACGCUUUUCAGGGUGGCCACCGGUGACAACUGGAACGGCAUCAUGAAGGACACCCUGAGAGACGAGUGCGACAGUGCGGAGGACUGCGUGAAGAACUGCUGCGUGAGCACCUUCAUCGCCCCGAUCUUCUUCGUCAUCUUCGUGCUGAUGGCCCAGUUCGUGCUGGUGAACGUCGUGGUGGCGGUGCUGAUGAAGCACCUCGAAGAGAGCCACAAACAGAUGGAGGACGAGCUGGACAUGGAAACGCAGCUCGAGAGGGAGUUAGCGGCAGAACAGGAAGAGCUCCUCGAAGAGGAAGCCGGAGCUGGUCGGGACGGUGGAGACGACGUCGAGGACGACGAGGACGAAGUCGACAACGAGAUGGAGGACCACGUGAGAAGAUCGAGGCCGGGAUUGUCGAAGGUCAGGUCCUUGCCUGCGAACUUCACGUACAACCCUCCAGCAGGAGAGGAUCGAGGAGAGGACCUGGAAGCCCCGGAGUACCCGAGGAGUCCCCAGGGGUCCACAGGAGGUGGGACACCCCGUUCAACGGACGUCUCCCUGUCCAGCGGUAGUGGUCGUGGCGGUACCCUGACCUCGGUCAAGCCCAAGCCCACCAAGUUCAAGGCCAAACGUCGGCAGACCUUCCACAGCCAUCAGCGCAGCUCGCUUUUGCCGAUGACCUCGAUGCCCAUGCACUUCGAGGUCGCCGAGGUGAUCAAGCCCGAGAGCAACCUCAGCGUGCCGAGGAUCAUCUCCAGGAGGGACUCGACGCUUUCCGGGAGCGUCAAGUACCUUCAACCUCCGGCAAGCCCCGCCACCUCGGAGUGCCUGGAGGACGGUUCCUGGCCGAGGGUAUGCAGGACUCCGGAGGUCCAGAGGAAGCCAUCCUUCGGUCUCGUAGACCCUGAUUUCCACGGGCAGCAGAGUCCUAGGACGAGCAGGAACUACCUGUUCCCAGGGUGCGAGACCUAUGGUCCCCAGAGGAUGAAGAAGAGCAGCGAGUCCUUGGAGAGGGGCCGCCAGGUCGGGGGUCCUGGGAAGGAGAGGUCACUCGAGGUUCCUGGGAACGACGACCUGGACGUGCAGUCCGUCAUCAAUGAGCGGAGGCCCUCGAGGCUGAAGGGCUCGGGGGCGUUCGCUCCUGGGGACGGAUUCGCCGCCCUCCAGAGUGCCGGAUACGCGCACAUCUUCGCCAAGGCUGCCGACUCGACCUGGGGGAGCCUCACUGGGAGUGAAAUCAAGGUCUAUGCUGAUGAUACGGACUCUCAGAGCAGCGGGAACGGGAGCAGGAGGACCCCCAGGAGGGUCAGCGAGGUGGAGGCUCCUCAGGUCGAGGCUCUUCGGGAUGCUGAGGGGACUCACAGUGGCGGCGGCCGAUAGACUUUCUUGAAGACGUUCUCGAAGACGUUUUCGAAGACCUGGAAGACCCAAGCCACUCGUAGAUCUUCCCGUCCGACCCGGCGUCUCUUGGACCGACCCUGAAGACCGUAGUGUGCAUGACAAUAUACUUAGACGCCCUCUUCGGCGGGACCCGACCCUCUUCAGGGUCUUCGAGUCCUGCCUCUCAACGAAUCCCGGGGUCGGGUCUCCGGACCUCUUAUCUUUCGGUUCCUGAUGAUUCCCCAGGGGUCAGGGAAUGGAACUUUAGGAAUUGCAGCCAAUUGCGAGGAAUUGCGCGACACAGUGGUCCAUUGCCAAUUUUCAGCGCGACAAAAAUCUGUGCUUAAUAAAUUUAAAGUUUAUAUAUAUAUAUAAUUAUUUUACAUUGCCACAAUUAUUACCGAAUAUUUUAUUUUUAUAUUUAUUUAUUCAGUAUAUUCAGUCAGGUGAAUCUUUGCUCGUUGAACUGUCAGAUUCAUGUUUUCUUGAAAUCGCUUGAAAAACUCGUGGUGGAUCAAUUUGCAAACAUAAUUAAUAAUUCCGCGUGAGAAAAUGUUAGGACAUGUACAGAAAUUUUCCGUAUGUAAAAUCAAAGAGCAUGUCGAAUUUUUGUCGCCCUGAUAAUGGAUUUCGGACCAUUGUGCUCCGGGUCAAAUCCCGAGAGACCCUGGAUAGCGUGGGACUAUCAGUCUCCUUAUCAGACUCGGGGGACUCCUCUUCAAGGUCGGCGAGAAAGGGAGGAAUUCGAAAUAGAGAAUCGGCAAAACGGAGGAUCCGCCAUUUAACGACUACGCCGCACGACAAUCUUAAUCGCCUCGCUCCGGAAAGGAGAAUGAUCAGUAGCGUUAUCAGUGAUUAUCAGUUAGGGCAUAGGAGGGCCGCGUAAAUCCGCGCCCGAUAGAGGCUAAGCUAAUCGACCGUGUUAAACGACGUUGACUCGAGAUUUAGACACCUUAGACGUAUCUUAGGGGAGCUUGUCGGUUCGCCCUCGUUAUCAUUUCCGAAUUUCCGCCCUCGUUAUCAUUUCCGAAUUUCCGCCCUCGUUAUCAUUUCCGAAUUUCCGCCCUCUUCCGCGUAUCCGCCCCCCUGGGUCAGGAAUUAUUCGCCGUAGGGGUCGAUAUCUCGCAUCGAGGUUCGAGAUUUCUCGGAUCCUAAUCAGUUAACCAUACCAGUGAUAAGCGGGGAGACGUUUCGCGAGAUUCUCCAAAGGGAGGAACUGCUUCGAAAGGGGCGAAAUGUUCUCUAUCGGAAAAAAAAACCGCGUACGGAGAUUUCAAACAGACAGAAUGAAGUUAUCACCUGUUCGUUUUUUAGUAUCAGGGUGAACUAAGGUUGGGAAAGAGGACCACGAGUACCAAAAGAAGUCCUUACACGUGGAUAACUGAGAUAACAACGCGACACGCACGUGUACCCUGUUUUACCGAUACCACGAGGGCUUCGUCCCUUUAAAAGUAGUUCCAAUUUUCGCAGAGGUGUAAAGGGCGUAGAGGGCGCCAGUGGAGCCAUGCCUCCCUUUCAAACAAUGGCGGGAAAGAUUUCCCCGCUUAUAUCUUGUCCCCCCUCUGUCUCUUCCGCACAGAAGCCAAUCCGAAGAUAACGUUAACGCAACACGUGGAGUUCUUCGUUGUAUAACAUCUGUGAUACAUAUAUAUAUAUAACAUGUAUAUCUUUAAUAGUAAAGGCGAUUUCCGGAAGGUGAGGAGAGGAAGCAGGGGGAAGGAGCGAAUCGGCGAGGCAGAAGAGCCGAUAAGGAGGGCAUCGCGCGAUUCGGGAAGCUCUCUUUCUAUUUCUCGUUGUACAUAAGACCGCGACUCUGCACUCAGUGUGGUUUAUUUUGAUACUAGGUGAUGAUUAGGAGAUAACGAGCCUAGACUCCCCUCCCUCACCCCCGGGUUCGGGCUUUUGCGAGGAGACCUCGACGUUGCCUUCGCCGAACCUCGACGGACCGAGCCGCGAGCCCUUAUCGAUCUAUCAUCGACCUCUUAUCGCGCACCCCUUGGAGGAGGAUUUUUCUUUUCUUUCCCACGUUUCCCAUUUCGGGAUCUUCCUUCAUCUCGGUCCAGGUCGGGGAUUCGAGCAGCUCGCGGGACCCAGUAACCCGACGUCUCCAGACGCGAUCAGCUGAUUCCGCGGUCGCUGAUAAGGCGGUCGCUGAUAAGGCCCUCGCUGGUAAGAAGAUCGCUGUAUUCGCGAUUGCUGGUGUAUCGAUAGGCGAUCGUUGAUAUCGCGACCGCUGAUAUCGCGACCGCUGAUAUCGCGACCGCUGAUAACGCGUCAAACGACUGACCCCCCCCGAAUUAUCCGCGUAUCGGCGGAAACUGACGGAUGACUUUUCUCGUCCACCCUUUCUAUCUUUAUACCCCCUGAUCGGUGAUCCGCUCGAAGAAGAGACCCUGAAGAGGGUCCUGAAGAGGACCUUUCUUCGUCCCCUCUUCGAGGUGAUCUCCCUUUCUCUCUUUCUCUCUCUCGGUCUCUUUUUCUCCCCUGUCGUCGCUAGUCACUGGUCUGUCUUAGACUACUCCGGGGGGAGGAUCCUCCCGGGGACACCCUGAAGAGCCCUAGGAAUUUAGACCAGGAUCGUCGCUAGCCUGUAAGAACCGUACAAAGGGAAUUAUUGUUUAAGCUGCGGAGAGAAUAAAUUAAUUCAA